Molecule: messenger RNA, 1791 nt
Organism: Fraxinus pennsylvanica
Lineage: Eukaryota; Viridiplantae; Streptophyta; Magnoliopsida; Lamiales; Oleaceae
Source: the annotation of a GenBank genome assembly
AUGGAAAGAAGUGAACCGACAUUAGUUCCAGAAUGGCUGAAAAAUGGUGGAAGUCUGGCGGGUGGGGGCACUGCAUCACAUUCAGAUGGUCACACAUCAAAACUAGCAAGAAAUAAGUCACUCGUGGCAAGCAAUGGUCAUGAUUUAGGGCGAUCAUCUGGUAUGGAUAGAAAUACUUCAUCUUUCCGUCGGAGUUCCAGUAGUAAUGGUUCUGGUCACUUGGGGCCCUAUAGUAGUUUUGCUAGGAAUCACCGCAAUAGGGAAUGGGAGGACACAUAUGGUUCUCGGGAUAAAGAGAAGUCAGUUUUGGGGGACCAAAGGCAACAGUACUUUUCGGAUCCAUUGGGGGGAGACAUUUUGUCAAGUAAGUUUGAGCAGGAUGGUUUAAGGCGCUCACACUCAAUGAUUUCUGGGAAACGUGGGGAGUCAUGGCCAAAGAAAGUUGUAACUGAUUCGACCAAUGCCAGUGGAAACAACAGCAAUGGUCUGCUUAACAAAGGCAGUCCUAUUAGCAGUGUCAACAAAACCACUUUUGAGAGAGAUUUUCCAUCCCUGGGAGCAGAAGAACGACCAGCCACUCCAGAGGUCGGAAGGAUCCCAUCGCCUGGCUUGAGUACUGCUAUUCAGAACUUACCGAUUGGUACCUCAGCUAUGAUUGGUGGCGAAAAAUGGACAUCAGCUUUGGCAGAAGUGCCCGUUUUAACCGGAAGACUAGCUACUCCUUCAAGUUCUGCCCCUUUGGCUUUAGGCACAACCACUGGUCUUAACAUGGCCGCAACUGUGGCUCAGGGUCCUACUCGUGCUCAGACUAUGCCUCAGUUGUCUGCUGGAACUCAUAGACUUGAAGAGCUGGCGUUAAAACAGUCUAGGCAAUUGAUUCCGGUAACACCAUCCAUGUCAAAACCCUUGGUCUUGACUUCUUUAGAUAAACAAAAAGCUAAGGGGGGUCAACUGCAGCAUCCUAUUUCGCCUACGCUUUCUGUUAGUCACUCUCCUCGUGGAGGGCUCUUGAAGUCUGAUGUUUCGAAGUCAACUAAUGUGGGAAAGCUCCAUGUUCUCAAACCAGCACGAGAGAGGAAUGCUGUCUCUUCUGCUACAAAGGAUAACCUGAGCCCAACAAGCGGUAGCAAAUUAGUAAAUUCCUCCCUUUCGAUGACUCCAUCAGCUUCCGGAGCUGCUACCAUUAUUGGCCCAGCAAACAACUCAAUCAUUCCUAGUGCUGAGCACAAGCCUAUAUUGAAUGCUUUGGAGAAGAGACCCGCUCCUCAAGCUCAAAGUCGAAAUGAUUUUUUCAAACUUAUGAGGAAGAAAUCCAUGGCAAAUUCCUCUUACGCUCCUGAUCAAUCUAUGGCAAACUCAUUGUCUGUUUCAGAUCACGGCACUGCCGUGUCACCAGCUGCUUCAGAUAAGGUUGGUGAAUUAGAUGUCACUGUUUUGAGUACUCCUAAUGCUGGUGAUGCACCAUCAUUUGUAAGCCCAGGUGAGAGCCAUUUGUCUGACAAGAAUGGUGACCUUACUUGCAAUGGUGAUGCUUGUGAAGGGCAGAAAUAUGUCAGUAAUGGAAAAAAACAUCAAAAUUUUGAUCCUAUACUUUCAGAGGAGGAGGAGGCUGCAUUUUUGCGCUCCUUGGGCUGGGAGGAGAAUGCUGAUGAGGGUGGUCUUACUGAAGAGGAAAUCAGUGAUUUCUAUAAGUACAUCAAUUCAAAGCCGUCGCCCUUAGACUCACAGAUUGGGAGCAUUGGUGGCAUUUCUUCUGGAUUGAGCUCAUCUGAAACUAAGCUGGAAUCUUGA